UUCUUCGCAGGGAAGUUGUUCCGUUCUUUUAACAGUAUUGUUAUUAUUCGCGGUAAUUAAGAAUAGUGUAACGAGUUUUAUGAACACGAGUACUUGCUUCAAAUAAAUAUCAAAAUGGAUUCCAAUACCGAUACGAGUAUCGGUCAAUUGUUGUUCGAGAAGAUGAAGACACACGACAAUGUUAUAUGCCAGAUUGACGCCGCAACAGGAGAGGAGGAAUCCUAUGCAUCGGUUUUAUCUCGAUCUAUUAAGAUGGCCAGGGCUUUGAGAGCGUUCGGUCUGAAGCCUGGUGACGUACUUGCCCUAGGAGGCAGGAACCAUGUGAAUCUACAUAUUCCGUUUUACGCAGCUCUCUUCAACGGUUUGCCGAUCGUCGGUAUUGAUCCGUUUUUUAAAUAUGACGAAGUUCGCACACUCUUCAAGCUGACUGAACCUAAAAUAGCAUUUUGCCAAAGUGAGUCCUACAAUACAUACUCCGAAGUGGCUAAGGACCUGGGGCUGAAUACGAAGAUAGUAAGCUUCGAUGAAGGGGAACACUGUUCAUUCACGGAAUUCAUUGAUACUUUUGAUAACAAUGAACCCGAGGAAAAAUUUAAGAUUGCAGACUUCGAUGUUGACAAAAUAUACGCGUUCUUGGUCAGUACGAGCGGCACCACCGGAAAGGUAAAGAUAGUCGCAUUCAACCACAAGCCCUUCCUGUUGAAAAUAGUGUGGCUGCUGCGUCAGUACAACUACGACAAACACCCGAAAAAAAUUGUCCUGAAUCUAUCACCCGUGAAUUGGAUAUCGAAUUAUUUUAUGUCCGUGGGCAACGUGAUUAUUGGGGACACAAAGCUACAGACCUCAAUACCCGAUAGCUAUGAGCACAUUAUUGAUAUCAUCAACAAAUAUAGGCCUGUCCAAGGAUUGUUCAGUCCACCGUUCGUUACGUACCUCGUUAGCCAGAAAGACAAAGUCGAUCUCACCUGCUUCAAAAAUAUUGGCAUAGCUGGCUCGAAAAUUUACCCAGGAAUUAUGGUCCAGUUCAAGGAAUUGCUAGCCAAAGAUGCAAUUUGCUUGGAGGCUUACGGUCAGACAGAAAUGAUGGGAUCCGUCUUAGCCCCCAAUCCUACAGGACCAAGUGAGAGCUGCGGAAGACCCCUACCGAUAUACGCAAUCAAGCUGAUCGACCCAAAGACUGGCUUGGAAGUGAAAGAGCCGUACAUUACAGCUGAAUUAUGGGCAAAAGGACCGAGAUUUACGGAAUAUUACAAUGAUCCCGAGGAAACUGCGAAGGCGUUCACGGAAGACGGCUAUUUCAAAACGGGCGAUUUAUUAUACAAAGAUGAAAAUGACAAUUACUUCUACGUGGACCGGCUUAAAGCGCUUAUUAAAUACAGGAACUCUCAUGUAAUACCGAUAGAACUGGAAGAACUAAUAAGUACGCAUCCUGGAGUGAAGCACGUCUGCGUAAUUGGUAUUAGCGAUCCCCUCGACGGCGAGAGACCAGUCGCUUGUGUGGUGAAAGAAAAUGGUAACAAAGUCAGCGCUCAGGAAAUAAAGGAUCUUGUUGCAAGUAAGCUGUCAAAAAAUAAACAAUUGCGCGGCGGAGUUGUUUUCCUCGAGAGUUUACCAUUUACGUCAUCACAAAAAGUUGCCAGAAACAAACUACAGCAGAUGGUUAAAAAUAUGACAAGAGAAUAAUAAUCCUCGUGGAACAGCAGGAGGCAGGAGUGUAUUAAAUUUUAAGAAUCUAAAUAUAGUGGCCGCUAUCUUGAUAUCGUAUAUCAACUAAGUAAAAUGUAAGCCACCUUCGAAUCAUGUUAGGUAACAUGUCAUAGCUUAACGGCCGAAAUAAUAAAAUCUAACUGAGGUUUGCAGUGCGAUUCAGAACCCUUUUAUAGUGGUACGCGUAUCCUAAAUAAAUUUCAUAAUUAUUGUGGUCAGUCGUACAUCACAAUCUGACAUUUAAAACCCGCGUUUGUUCGUGAGUUGCGAGUUUCUUGUUACAGAAUAGCCUUUCUGCAGAAUUCGCUUCGUAUCUCACUCGUGAAAUAUACCAUACCAUAUUCUGAAGUAUCUCGCUCAUGUUCUGUAAUAUAUGUUCGUAUUACGAUUCAUAGCUUCUCACCCCCAGACUAGACUCUAAUUAUGUUCUUGUUAAAUACGAUUAAGUAAGUAAUUACAUUUAUGUCGUUGUUUUUUUGUUUAAUU
This is a messenger RNA of Vanessa atalanta (red admiral), 2193 nucleotides long. RefSeq names its product luciferin 4-monooxygenase-like. The record is from RefSeq and is a predicted model, not a curated record. Bases 115 to 1683 code for a protein of 522 amino acids. Gene Ontology annotation, biological process: fatty-acyl-CoA biosynthetic process; long-chain fatty acid metabolic process. Gene Ontology annotation, molecular function: long-chain fatty acid-CoA ligase activity. The transcript is spliced from 11 exons. NCBI's taxonomy places the organism in Eukaryota, Metazoa, Arthropoda, Insecta, Lepidoptera, Nymphalidae.